Rangifer tarandus platyrhynchus (Svalbard reindeer) is the source of this 963-nucleotide messenger RNA. NCBI's taxonomy places the organism in Eukaryota, Metazoa, Chordata, Mammalia, Artiodactyla, Cervidae. The record is from the annotation of a GenBank genome assembly.
AUGUGGAGCAGCACACGCACAGGUGUGACCUCCCAAAGUGACCCCGGACACUGCCAAGCAUCUGUGGUUGGAGGGCGCAGCUGGAAAUCUCGCUUGGUUGAAGACCAUUCGCAGAGAUGGGUCAGUCCUGCGAGGUCCUGGAGGUUGUACUGUGCUGGAAAAGGCCUACAGGAAACCAGAUCAGCAGCAAGGCCAGGCCCGGUUCAGUGGAGCAGAAGGCCCAGGGAGCUCCUUCAUCCUCCGUGUUUGUCCCGCGAGGACGGGGGCAAAAGCUCACUUGCAAUACGGGGAGAAGGUGUGGUCACCCCGUCACCAUCGUUCCAACUGAAAACCUCUGAGAUGCUUCUGCGUGCUCUCCAAGCACCCUGCACGGAAACACGGCUAUUCGGAACGCGCCGAGCUGGCCGGGACCUGCCAUCGGCAAACGGGACCUACAGUUGGCCGCAGACAGCGCAGAAGAGAAACAGUCCUUCCUGUGGGGACACUGCAGUCCUGCAAGUCUGCACCUGGAGCAGGGCGGGUCCUAGCCAGCCCUCUGGACGAGGGGCAUCUCUUCCCCCCAGCCCAGGUCACCGCUGUCCAUAUUUCCUGGUACCCACGGCUGACCCAACCAAGGCUUCCCGCAGCCAGUCCUUCUCUCUCCUCGCCCAAGCUACCUGCCACAGCCAGCAGCAGUCCCCGAGCUGCGGGCGGCCCCGUGUGAACAAGGGGAGCGCCAGGGCCCCUCUGCACCAGCCCCUUUGGGAAAGCCGGGCUAAGCCCUUCAGAGCCCUUCACGGAAGCAGUCCUUUAUCUGGCGGGUCAGUGCAGAGGCUCCAGGGCCCGGCGGCGCAUAUCAUCCGGGCUGAAAGUCCCGAAACCAAAAUGACCUCUGAGGGUGAGGCCGGAGACACGCUUCUGUGGGUUCAGCUGCUGCUGCUGCUACAGCCCCCCAGAAAUGCCGCUGUGUCCUCGGGACUGUGA